This is a messenger RNA of Temnothorax curvispinosus, 2450 nucleotides long. RefSeq lists its product as uncharacterized. Gene Ontology annotation, cellular component: membrane. The transcript has 9 exons. Bases 747 to 2342 code for a protein of 531 amino acids. The record is from RefSeq and is a predicted model, not a curated record. NCBI's taxonomy places the organism in Eukaryota, Metazoa, Arthropoda, Insecta, Hymenoptera, Formicidae.
CAAAUAAUUUAUUUUUAUUAUACUUUUUGAACUAUAAUUUAGUAAUUUUGUAAAUAAUAUUGUGAAAGUUAAACCGACGAUGUAUAUACGCGAGCCACUUGAUUGGCAAAUUCCUAAAACUUCGAUGAACGAUAAACUUUAAUGUAAACGUUAAAGUUUACAUUCAUUUGCUUGUAUGUACAUUUACGUAGAUAACGGGCAAUAUUUCAUGGAAUGAAUGUUGCAGAAAAUAGUUUUAAGAAUUUGUUUCGUGCAUGAUGUAACAGUUAACAGUCACACUUGUGUGCUUGUCCAGUCAUAUCGAUGCGUUUAAUAGUUUUAAUAUAUAUUGCAUACAUUGUGUAGAUACAUUGGUUCAAAAAGUUUUCAUCAGUGAACAUUAAAACAUUUAUAACGUGUUAACACUCCUGAUUGUACAAAAUUGCUUUAUUUAAGUGCACUUAAUUGUUACUCUGCGUGCAUUUCUUUGCAUUCUACAGAGACGAUAUUAUUUAUUUUAAAAAAUACCAAAUAUUUGAAAUAUAUUGUUAUUGCAUAAAAUGUUUGUAGAAAAUUCUACAUAAUAUUUAUGCAUAUUAAUAUCCUACAUUUUCAAUCUUACAUAUGACAUUAUAGUUUCUAACAUUAAUGCCAAUUUAGAAAGUUCUUAGAAAAAAAGUGCAAAGUAGAAAGUAAAGAAGUAGAAAAAAGUAUAAGUAGAAGCAAAAAUUGGAGCACAUCAGUAUUUGUUAUAGCAAAUAUAAAUUAUGAAAAUCAAAUACACACAUCUCUCUUUAAAAGCACAUUAUUUCUUUUUUAUGGCAAACAUAGGUGCUAUUUUCCCAUUUUUACCUGUUUAUGGUAAGCAACUCGGUGUUUCUCCAUUAGUAAUGGCUACCAUUACUAUCACUUGUCCUAUUUUAUAUAUAAUCGUCAAACCAAUAGUUGGUUUUCUUCUGGAUUAUUUUUACACCAAGAAAAAACUGAUCUUUAUGAUUAUACUCGUCAUUUCAAGUGGUUCCUACAUUAUGUUAUAUUUUUUACCGUCAUUGGAAGAACCAAUAGUAUUAGAUGAGUUUCAAAAUGUUUCUUGUGCAUCUUUAUCUUCUUGUGACGUAGAUUAUAAUUCCUCAAUAUCAUAUGACGGUAUGAAAAGCAUUAUGUGUCAUUGGGAAUGCAAGGAUACAAAUUUUUCGAUGCGGCUAUCUUUUCGUAUAGCUGAAAAGGAAGCAAUUAUUUUAUCAAAUACUACAUGUUUAUUAAAUAUUAACGAACUACCAUUAUGUCAAGAAAGGUCAACAGAAAAUAAUAAUUGCAACGUUACCUGUAAUAAUUUUUUUAAGGAUAAUAAUCUGUACACAUCCAUUACCUUCUGGGGAUUUGUCGUCUUAAUGCUUCUUGGCAAUACUGGUGUUAAUGUUUUCUUAUGUAUUACUGACGCAAUUUGUGCUCAGAUAUUAGGUAAAAAUACAGAAACGGAAUAUGGUAAGCAGCGUGUAUGGGGUGGAGUCGGUUACAGUUUAGCAGCACUUUUAACUGGAUAUACGGUGGAUACAUGGUCCCAAGGAAAAACCUACACAUCUUACACACCAGCGUUUCUUCUUGUGUUUGUAUUUUUCUGUGUCGAUUUGAUCUGCUGCAGAAAAUUAGAGCUGCCGCGUAUAUCAACGUCGACAAACAUAUUAGCAGAUGUAUAUGAACUUUUGAAAUACAAAUCCUUUGUUGUAAUGUUGUGUUUUGCUGCCAUUGUCGGUGCCUUGGAUGGAUACAUGCUUUAUUUUUUGUUAUGGUAUGAAGAAGAUCUUGCUAUGAAGACCGGUCAUAUGUGCAAAAUUAAAUUAAUAGAAGGUUUAACACUAGCCGCGGGAACUUUCGGUUGUGGGAUAAUGUUCUGUUUGUUUGGUAAAAUAUCACAAAAGUUAGGACAUGGUUACACCUUUAUUCUCUCUCUUACAUCUUAUGCAAUACGAAUGGGAUUAAUAUCUAUAGCACCGACACCAUGGUGGAUAAUUCCAGCAGAAUGUUUAAUGCAGGGUCCAUCAUAUGUACUUUCUCAUGCAACAAUAGUAGCGUUUGCAAAUGCAAUAUCAUUGCCUGGUACAUAUGCUUCUGUUCAAGGAAUAAUGGGAGGGACGAAAGAGGGUCUCGGUAUGGCUGUUGGUAAUUUUGUAGGGAGCAUUUUGUUGAAAAAAUUUGGUGGUGCGUUGACUCUACAAAUAUAUUCAAUAUUCACAGUAAUUUCUGCGUUGGUGUUUCUUCUACUUUACAUUACGCACUUAAAACAUAAAAUACCAGGCAUACGAAAUAAUAUUGAAUGGAAAAUGUCUUAUGAUGCACGAGGACGUUAUGUUGUAGCAGAAUAAUGACUCAAGAUCUGCUUUUUAUGAUAUAAAUAUUAUUUUUUAAUUACUUAGGUAAAUAUUAUCUAAAAAUCUGUCAGUUUUAUUAUAUUUUGUGCUGAUAUGCUGAUA